AGGAAGGUGAGCAGAUCUGCGAUUUCUACUGAAAUUACUUCUAUUUUGUUUUCCCGGAAUCGGCGAAAGUUGAUAGUCGGUAAAUAUAAUUUCUGCUGUUAUCCUUGCUCUGAAUUGUGUAAUUCUUCUGAAAUUUUUUUGUGCUUAGGUUUUCGAGAGAAUAAUUUUCACUAUGUCUGAUAUCAGGUGGUUACCUCUAGAAGCAAAUCCUGAAGUUAUGAACAAGUUUUUGAUUCAAUUAGGCGUGCCUAAAAAAUAUGGAAUAUCUGAUAUUUUUUCCUUUGAUGCUGAAAUGCUUCAGUUUGUCCCAAAGCCUUCUUAUGCUCUUAUACUACUUUUUCCUGCUAAAAGUGAGUUUUAUAAAGUAAGUGCAAAUAAACAGUUUUUGGAUGAAAAACAGGUCAAAGAAUCAUCAGUCUUUUUUAUGAAACAGACAAUUGGAAAUGCUUGUGGUACUGUCGCAUUGAUCCAUUCAGUAGCUAACAAUUUGCACAACAUAUGUUUAGAGCCUGACUCUCCCCUUGAAAAAUUUUUGAAAGAAACCAUGGAAUUAGGACCACAUGAAAAAGCUGAAUAUCUGGAAAAGAACAUAGACAUUGGUGCUGCUCAUGAAGCUAGUGCACAAGAAGGCCAGACUGAGCCUCCUCCAGCCAAUGAGGAAGUGUCACUGCAUUUUAUAGCAUUUGUUAAUUCCAACGGCAAGCUUCUUGAGCUUGAUGGUCGCAAAGAUGGACCCAUUUGUCACAGAUCUACCAGUGUGGAAACAUUUUUUGAGGAUGCUUGUGAAGUUUGUAAGGAAUAUAUGUCAAAAGAUCCGGAAAAUUUGGCAUUUACAGCUUUGUCUUUUGGGGCCUUGAAUUAUAUCUAAUACUCUUCUGGUAGAAGAGCUUUUUUUGAUUUUCUACUACUAAUGGAGUACUCGUUAUUAUUUGCUUGCUUUAUGUGUUCAAAAGCUGCUUUGUGAUGUUCUCAAUUUUUACUUGUUAUUGUGUUAUGACCUGCAUUUUUUCCCUUUUUUUAAUGGUAAAUGAAUCAUUUAUAAUCAUGUCAAAAUACUCAUUUUUAAUAUUGUUACAUUGAAGUGAAUAUUUUCUUAAUAAAAUUGCUUGAG
This is a messenger RNA of Uloborus diversus, 1111 nucleotides long. RefSeq names its product ubiquitin carboxyl-terminal hydrolase isozyme L3-like. Gene Ontology annotation, biological process: protein deubiquitination; ubiquitin-dependent protein catabolic process. The record is from RefSeq and is a predicted model, not a curated record. NCBI's taxonomy places the organism in Eukaryota, Metazoa, Arthropoda, Arachnida, Araneae, Uloboridae. Gene Ontology annotation, molecular function: cysteine-type deubiquitinase activity. Bases 173 to 868 code for a protein of 231 amino acids. Gene Ontology annotation, cellular component: cytoplasm. The transcript has a single exon.